Messenger RNA from Protopolystoma xenopodis, 315 nucleotides. The record is from the annotation of a GenBank genome assembly. NCBI's taxonomy places the organism in Eukaryota, Metazoa, Platyhelminthes, Monogenea, Polystomatidea, Polystomatidae.
AUGAAUGGACACAGUGCCAUCUGGUUCGAUAGUGCUCUUAAGCACGGCCGCAGUGAGGCCUGCGAUACCUUUGAUAACCCAGUGCUUUGCGGUCAACAAUCCUCAUCGUUAUCAGCUCACUCCACAUCAACUGAAAAUGACUCUAAAGUUCCUUUACAGUCUGAUCGUCACUCUGAGCGUCUUAGACCGAGUUCUCUCUCUUCGUCGUCUGCCAUAACCCCACAUGAUCGACCCUUGAACAGUUCAUUGGAUUCUGAGAUUACGUCUGGCCGACAAACCUGUCCUAGGCGACAUUGUGGAAAUGAAGAAGAGGCA